AUGCCCCGGAUAACUUUUUGUUAUUAUCCAACAUCAAUGAUAAAGCAAUCGGUCCGUUUCGUGAGUCGUUGUGCAAAGACAGUUUUAGUUGUCAUGGCAACAUAUUUGCGUCCAAAAUGGCGUCUUUGCUUGGGGAGAGACUGUUUGAAAUUAGUGGUCAGGGUCCGCCGCCUCAAAAGGAUUUUUUUCAACUUGUCAUUACCAAAAACGAGGUAAUACUAACCUCAUGGAGGAUUUCUUUGCGACUUGAAUGCAGAGGUCUUCCCCCAAAUCAGCAGAAGAUAUCUCAUCAGGACUUCCAAAAUGAUAAAACUCUACAGUAUGAAGUCGGUGCUGUUUUUGGGCAAAGGAUCCUGGAUUACACAGCAGCACUGUGUCAAGGAAAGUUUGAUUACCUGGAGCGUUUACCUGAUGACAUCAUGCUCCGAAUCAUGUACUGCCUCGAGCUGAAAGACAUGGCACUGCUGGCACAGACGUCACGCAGAUUCAAAACGGUGAGGACAACGCUCUUCAGCUCUGAGAAGUUUUGGGAGCAGACUGUGAGGAACUGCGCUGGGUUUAACAGGGACAUUGAGGACAUAGCCAAUGCCAUGGGCUGGAAGCGCACCUUUCUAACUUUUUUCCACAACAGUGAUGAUAAAAAACAGCAGUAAAAUAUAUAUUUAAAAACAAA
Molecule: messenger RNA, 673 nt
Organism: Neolamprologus brichardi
Lineage: Eukaryota; Metazoa; Chordata; Actinopteri; Cichliformes; Cichlidae
Gene: fbxo36a
Product: F-box protein 36a
Molecular function (GO): protein binding
Source: RefSeq, a predicted model, not a curated record